AGGGUGAUUCCUGUUGAGACCGCGCGUAACCCAGACGUUCAAGACUUUGUUGAAUGCAGUUGCAAAAAGCUCGUUCUUGUUUUAUCAACAUUUGGAAUUUAAUACUUGAUCUGGUGGUUUUGUCGUGUUUUCUUUGCGUUCGUGGAUGCAUUCGUGGAGUCAUCGCUUUUGGAAAUCUAAAGCCACCAGCUUAAAUUCGUUUGUAAUCAUCGAGGACCGAAGAUAAGUCACCACCACCACCUUCAUCAUCAUCAUCGUCGUCGACGUCCAUAAUUGAAAUCUGGGCGAAAUAAUACACCAUUCGGUUUAUUUUUGGCUGAACCUCCAUCUGAUCGUCGAAAUAUAGUCUCCUUUGCGUAGUUUUUACCGUUGGACCAGACGACCCCGCUGAGCAUAUGGCAAAUCACCCUUCGGUUCUGCGGUAACGUUAGAUCAUUUUUGCCUGGUGUAUUUAAAAACAACUGAAGUUACAUCUUUUUUCACCAUCUGAAAGACAUUUUACCUUCUAAAGUGACACUGUAAGGUCAUUACCAAUACACCAAAGAGCCAGCAGUAAGAAGAUCCCAACUUUGUGGUACCACCCCACCAUGUUGGGCAUUAUGGAUCAUCAUCAUCAAGACACCGUCCGGAAAUGUAAAUCGGAGGCUUUGCCUCCAGAGCGUAGGAAGAGGACUGUAGAGGAUUUCAAUAAGUUUUGCAGUUUUGUCCUGACCUAUGCUGGGUACAUUCCACCCCAAAAAGAGGAGAGUUCAUGGUCUCCGUCUUCAUCUCCAUGCACACAUGACCUUUCUGAGCUGUCUGGUGAAGGCUCUGUGAAAGACAGCUGGACAGAUACUCACUCCGAUCUCAACAACAUUCACAACUUGGUCCAUAAAGCUGAAACGGACAGCAGCAGCAGCAGAGAGUUCAGCCAUCUUCCGUCGGACAGCUCUUUAGACAAGAUGACUCUCAAAGACUCUCUGAACCAUGUCCAUAGUAAAGCUGAGAGGAAGAAGGUGAAGAAAUUCCACCGCUUGUCUUUAGGAAGGCUGAGAAAAAGCAUCUCUGAGGCAGGAGCGCACAAACAAUCAAAAGCAGCACUAAAGAAAAUUAAGACCUCCAUAAAGGCUGAGAGACACUUCACAUCUUCAAGCCCUUUGAACGAGGGGUUUGCAAAGGAGGAGCUAACUGAGCAGGCCAUUCACAUGCAUGAGGCAGGGCUUAAAGUGGAGUCCAAUCAAGAAACAGACCUGAGCUCCUGUGAAACGGACACAUUGGUGACUGAUGAGGAUAUAAUGGUGGAAUCUGGAGACGAUUCAUGGGAUUUGAUUACAUGUUAUUGUGGGAAGCCUUUUGCCGGACGUCCCAUGAUAGAAUGUGAAGAGUGCUCCAUAUGGGUCCAUCUUUCCUGCGCUAAAAUUAAGAAGUCCAACGUGCCAGACAUUUUCUACUGCUACAGAUGUCUGAGGAGACCAACGGUCAAAAGAGACCAAUGAGAAACAGUGUAUGGGAGCAGAUCCUGCUUGUGUAUUUAAAUGAAUGUUCUCAUACCUGUCAUUUUUACUUUUCUGAUUAGUAAUUAAGUAGCUUCUGUUAAAUUAAAAGAAAAGUUGAUUUAUAUAACUCCAUCUGUUCUCCUUUGUUCUGUGUUGACAGACCGUCAUGGUUUCUGCCAUUUAGCGUUUAAGAAGCUGUCUUAAAAAUGCACUUAUUUGCACUACUGUAUGCGUAGUGCAUUUCUGAUGUACACAAAUGAACUUCAAUAUUGAUGAGGAAUGUGUAUUGACGGCAUAUUAUGUGCAUAAACUAAUGAGUGAAUUUAAUGAUCCUCUGGUAGCCCAAAACAAUCCGAAGCUAAAUAAAACAAAACUCUGUCUGCACAUAUAAAUCUAAAAAGGAGAAUUAAGCAUAUGAUAGCAUCAUGAUUUGAUUUUGCAGUGUUUUUAUGAUAUUUCCCCACAAGUUUUCAGAGUUAUUAUUGUUUAUUUGGUUUAUCCAGAUUACCCAUUCAGCCAAGUCCACUUCAUGUGCAGAGGCGGUGUUGUAAUCCAAUGUUUAUCAGUGUCAGCUUGACAACUUGUACUGUUAAUGGAGCCCCAUAGGAAAAGUCUAACAAGCGCAAUUAGGAGUGUUAGAUGAGGGAGAACGGUAAGCUCAGAUCCGUAUGAUGUGGACACUGUUUAAAUCUUCUGUUCUCCAAAGUAAUGUUCUGCGUAACGCUUUUCAGUCAUGUGAUAAAUAGACUCUCUUUAAUGUUCCCAAAUUAACCUUUGACCACUGUAAAGCAGAUUUCAACAUGAUUAGACCACAUUCAACACUUUUAUAGCUUGAUCGUAGUUCUUUGUGUAUUACGUUACAGUUAAGUUGCAAGGACAUGGCUUUUAUUCAUGAAUUUGGGUUGCCAUUUUUGACCAUCAUAAACCUGAAAUAAAUCAUUUGUCUUGUUUAUCCCAGUGUAUAUAGUACAUGUAUGUACAGCUGUAUAUGUUUGAAAGAUGAGGAGAUGCUAUAUUUUUCUGAGCAUUACAUUAGGAAAUUCUGAAAAUAAAUGUCCUUUAAAGUCAA
Danio aesculapii is the source of this 2544-nucleotide messenger RNA. It is a transcript of the gene phf23a, whose product is annotated as PHD finger protein 23a. Bases 588 to 1475 code for a protein of 295 amino acids. The record is from RefSeq and is a predicted model, not a curated record. Gene Ontology annotation, biological process: negative regulation of autophagosome maturation; negative regulation of autophagosome assembly; positive regulation of protein ubiquitination. NCBI's taxonomy places the organism in Eukaryota, Metazoa, Chordata, Actinopteri, Cypriniformes, Danionidae. The transcript has 5 exons.